GUCGAGAUAGGAGGCAGUUACAAAGUAUAACGUUUACUGCUACUACUACUAGGCUGCAAACGUCAAAGUUUGACACGUUGGUAUUCGUUACAACGAUCAACAAUGGAAACUAAUGGUGUGAAUCAUUCCUCUGAGAAGGGUGCUCUUCUUUACAAGUAUUCCAGUGCUGACUUUGCUUAUACAGCUAGCAGCUGCCACAAUAAUGCUAAAUGCAAAUCGUUCAAAAUUAAGGAGACGGCCAGAAGACUUUCGCAAAAUUCAAGAGCCUUGUGACCCAAAGAGAUUUAAUUUUACCAAAAUAAAGCCACAGGAAGUUUUAGUGGAGAUGCAGUACUGUGAGACAUGCAUCAAGGAUCUUCAGUCAGAAAAGUGUGAACAUGAAAACUGUUUACAUGGGAGCUUGAUUAUCAAUGCAGCUCCGAUUUGUUUCAGCCAUAGCUUGAUAGUACCUUAUCUUGAUCAGCUUCGGCCUCAGGUUACAGAGGAUGAAGGGUUGACAUUAGCUCUGCAUACUGUUCUUUUGGCUCAGUCCUCAGACUUUCGUGUUGGUUUCAAUUCUUUAACGGCAUAUGCAUCUGUUAAUCACCUUCACUUCCACAUGUAUUAUUUGCCUCAUCAUCUCUAUUUGGAAACUGCUGUGAGUAAUAUGGAACAGUCUGAUUUUUAA
This is a messenger RNA of Macrobrachium nipponense, 667 nucleotides long. Its product is annotated as GDP-D-glucose phosphorylase 1-like. Gene Ontology annotation, biological process: glucose metabolic process. The coding region runs from base 203 to 667 and encodes 154 amino acids. Lineage: Eukaryota; Metazoa; Arthropoda; Malacostraca; Decapoda; Palaemonidae. The record is from RefSeq and is a predicted model, not a curated record. Gene Ontology annotation, cellular component: cytoplasm. The transcript is spliced from 5 exons. Gene Ontology annotation, molecular function: GDP-D-glucose phosphorylase activity.